AUGGCGCUUGAAGACACUGUUUCGAAGCUGGACAUAUUGGUCAUCGGAAUACUCGGUGGACCAGGCUCUGGGAAAGGCACACAAUGCGCCCGCCUUGAGCAGAAGUAUCUUUUAAAACAUAUCAGCAUUGGUGAUGUAAUGAGGGCCGAGAUGGAGAGGGAGGACAGCCCAUACGCCAGCAUUAUCAAGGACAACAUGUUGGCUGGUCGUGUGGGACCCAAAGAACUCACAGUGGGGAUAGUCAAGCAACAUAUUGAGGAAGCGAUUCGAAAAGGAGUCUGCACAUUUGUUCUCGAUGGCUUUCCUAGGUCUUUAGACCAGUGUGAAUAUUUCGAGAAUCAGAUCGCCCCUGUUCGUCAGAUCAUAGUCCUAGAUUGUCCGGAAGAGGUACUUGCACAACGGCUAGGAAGCCGUGGACGUUUCGAUGAUACCACUGCAGACAAUGUUUCCAAACGUAUGAAGACGUUUCAAAAGGCGACUGGGAAGGUGGUUGAACUUUUUGCAUCCAAGCAGAAGCUCGCAACUAUCAAUGCCGACCAGGACAUGGACGCAGUCAGCGUCCUCCUUGAGGGGACACUUCCAGAUUCCCUGAAGGCAAGGGAGCAUGUGUAG
Messenger RNA from Recurvomyces mirabilis, 612 nucleotides. RefSeq lists its product as uncharacterized. The transcript has 2 exons. NCBI's taxonomy places the organism in Eukaryota, Fungi, Ascomycota, Dothideomycetes, Mycosphaerellales, Teratosphaeriaceae. Gene Ontology annotation, cellular component: nucleus; cytoplasm. Bases 1 to 612 code for a protein of 203 amino acids. Gene Ontology annotation, molecular function: ATP binding; UMP kinase activity. The record is from RefSeq and is a predicted model, not a curated record. Gene Ontology annotation, biological process: CDP biosynthetic process; UDP biosynthetic process.